CAAAACAACUUGCACCACAGAAAUCUGCUGACCAUGUCGUUUGCGCCAAGCUUUGAACACCUGCAGAGGCUGCGGGUUUUGCCCGUGGCUCCGCAUGUGCUGCACGUGGAGCUCCACCGGCCGGAGAAGAUGAACGCCUUGGACUUGGUCUUUUGGGAGGAGCGCUGUGGCCAUAUGGGGCCAAAGGAGUUCCCACCGUUGAGUUUUUUUUUGUUGACCAAAACCGGUGGGGAUGAAACGAGUCGCCGGCCUGCGAAGAGCUUCUGUACACGGAUUAGGGAGUUGUCAUGUUUUUUUGGAGCUUUGUAUGGGAGGGUUCUUCUAACGCUUUGUGGUCGCGUCUCAUUGAAUCCCGCAAGGAGAUCAAACUUUGCUUCGAGAUGAUUAAGCAAGAUGUUGACACCCGAGCAGUCCUUUUGUCAGGACACCUCCUUGCGCCAGAUGGCGACACACUAUUUGUGUGAGGGUGCAGUUAGCCCCCCGCUCUAUGGAAAUCCGGACAUUUUGAUUUGGACUUCACAAAUCGGUGUCGCAGUGUCCCUGUAGGUGCUGGCCACCUCUUUUGUUCCGGUUUGGAUCUGAAAACUGCGCUGAGCAUCUUCAGCAGCGAUGCGGCACAAGACGUUGCAAGGCGGGCUCUAAAGAUCCGGAACUUUGGCAAGAUGUGGCAGGACGCUUUCACAUCGAUUGAGAUGUGUGGCAAACCAGUGAUUGCCUGCCUACACGGCGCUGUGCUUGGAGCAGGGCUUGAGCUGGUUGCGGCGUGUGACAUUCGCUUUUGCACCUCGGAUGCCUCCUUCAAACUGGCAGAGGUGGAUAUCGGUCUGGCCUCUGAUGUUGGUGGGUUGCAAAGACUACCCAAGAUCAUUGGCAACCAGAGCUUGGUCCGGGAGCUAGCGCUGUCUGGUCGGCAGAUGCUGGGAUCCGAGGCCUUUCAGCAUGGCUUGGUGAGCCGAAUCUUCGACACUAAGGAGGCCAUGAUGUCCGAGGGGCUGGCGCUGUGCCAGAGCAUUGCGUCCAAGAGUCCGAUUGCGACUCUUGGGAUCAAAGAGUUCUUGAACUACACGAGGGAUAACUCGGUGAAGGAUAGCUUGGAAUAUGCCAUUACUUGGAACAUGAGCAUGCUACAAGGGAGUGAUUUGGCCAUUGCAACUGCGUCAAUGGUACAAAAGUCUUUGCCUGAGUAUGAGAACUUGCCUGGAGCGAAGCAGUCUAAGCUUUAGCACCAGGCCUUCAUCUUUGCACUGUUUCACCUCUUCUCGAGGAGCAUUCAGUGGCAGGGAAAAAGAACCAAAGCGCUACAGACAUUGCGAUGUUCUGCAGCUUAUUGAUGAUGCAUGCCAAGUCUUGAGGCUAAGCAGUGACCGUGCCCAGAAGCUUCUACCUC
Molecule: messenger RNA, 1387 nt
Organism: Durusdinium trenchii
Lineage: Eukaryota; Dinophyceae; Suessiales; Symbiodiniaceae
Source: the annotation of a GenBank genome assembly